Capsicum annuum is the source of this 624-nucleotide messenger RNA. RefSeq lists its product as uncharacterized. The record is from RefSeq and is a predicted model, not a curated record. NCBI's taxonomy places the organism in Eukaryota, Viridiplantae, Streptophyta, Magnoliopsida, Solanales, Solanaceae. The transcript has a single exon. Bases 1 to 624 code for a protein of 207 amino acids.
AUGCUUGUGGUAUCACUCUAUGUUGAUGAUCUUCUGGUAACUGAAAGCAAUGAAAUUAUCGUUAAUCAAUUCAAGCAAGAAAUGGAGACCAAGUUUGAGAUGUUAGAUUUGGGGCAAAUAAAUUACUUUCUGGGAAUGGAGAUUCAUCAAGCUACUGAUGGAAUCUUCAUUUCUCAAAGAAAAUAUACAUGGGAUAUUCUUAAAAAGUUCAAGAUGGAGAGGUGUAAGCCUGUAUCAACUCUACUAGUUCACAAUAAAAAUAUCUCAAAGUCUGAAGGAGGUGAUAGGGAUGAUCCAAUACUUUACAGAAGUCUAAUUGGUAGUUUACUAUAUUUGACAGCAAAAAGACCUAAUUUCAUGUUCGUAGAAAGUAUUUUGAAAAGGUUUAUGCAUUCUCCAAUUCAAGUUCAUCUUCGUAUCGCUAAACAAACAUUGAGGUAUAUCAAGGGAACUGUUGAUUACGCUAUUUGGUUUAAAGCGGAAGAGCAAAGGCAAUUAAUGGGUUAUUCAGAUAGUGAUUGGGCAGGAAACGUUGAUGAUAUAAAAAACACUUCUAGAUAUGCUUUUACACUUGGUUUAGGCAUGUUCUCAUGGAACUUAAAGAAGCAAGAGGUGGUAGCUUAA